AUGGUAAGUGAAAGUGACUCUACAAAUUUAGAAUCAAACACAGAAAAUAUUGCAUCAUCGUCAUCGACAUACUUAAACGAACAUGACGAGGAGUCCCUGGAUGAGAAUUCUGACGUGAGCUUGGACGAAGAAGAUGAAGAGUUGAUAUGGAGGGUUUUUUUCAGUCAGUUAGAAAAACAUCGGGAAGAUUUUAAACAUCAAAAUGACACUAUCAACGAAAGUCUAGAACUUGAAAACGAAAUACAGCGACAUAAUGAAAACGAAAUUAAGGACGAUGACAUAUCAUUGAGCCCUGAGGAAUUGAAAUUAAUUACUGAUUCAUCAUUAAUCUCACGGUAUAGAGAAUUGAAAACCGUUGAUUUUGACAAAACUUUAUCAGAGGAGGACCAAAAAAGGCUUCUUAUAUCCAAUUUCACCAAUACCCAAAUGGAGAGAUUCGAAGCUUAUAGACGACUGACUAUAAACAAACCAGGGGUCAAAAAAUUAUGUAACGCGAUUAUUGGUCACUCAGCUCCUCAAGUAAUUACAACAGUCGUUGCAGGUGUAGCAAAACUGUUCAUGGGAGAAUUAAUUACAAAGUCUUUUGAAAUUCAAGAAAGGGAUAAUAAAGGUAAACUUUUGAUGGAUAUAGAAAAUAAGAAGUUACAAAAGUCAAAUUAUUUAAAGACCGGGAAGGCAGAUACCAAACAAGUGCCUUUAAACUUCGCAGGAGAUCGAAAGCAACCUUUACAACCAAGUCAUGUAAGAGAAGCUUGGAGACUAUACGAGGCAGAAAGUAGCGGGUUCUUAAAAUAA
This is a messenger RNA of Lodderomyces pseudojiufengensis, 795 nucleotides long. Its product is annotated as transcription initiation factor TFIID subunit 11 family protein. The record is from RefSeq and is a predicted model, not a curated record. Gene Ontology annotation, cellular component: transcription factor TFIID complex; nucleus. The coding region runs from base 1 to 795 and encodes 264 amino acids. NCBI's taxonomy places the organism in Eukaryota, Fungi, Ascomycota, Pichiomycetes, Serinales, Debaryomycetaceae. Gene Ontology annotation, biological process: transcription initiation at RNA polymerase II promoter; RNA polymerase II preinitiation complex assembly. The transcript has a single exon. Gene Ontology annotation, molecular function: protein heterodimerization activity; transcription coactivator activity.